GUUACGUCUUACGAAUUAUAAAUAAAGUAAUACUUUUAAGAUCACUCUAAGAUUUAAUGUCAUCAUACUGCAGUAUGUAAGGAAAUGUACGACAGGCAGUGGUGGCAGUAGCAGCAGCCGCACGAGACAAGAAUGGCGUCUUCCAUUACCGAAAAGGCAUUGGAAGUUCUUCGGUUUUUGCCACGGGUAUGUCUUAAUAAUCUUAGAGACACCCCUGGAAGUCACUAUGCGAAGAAACCACAUUUCAGAGGAGACCGUCGAAGGCGAUUAUUUCCACAUAAGGGGCACAAGCAACGUAUGGGCCAUGCCCGACUUGGCUUCGAAGGUGGCCAGUUCCCGUUUUACCUUAAAGUCCCCAUCGAAAACUACAACAAAGGGCAUCAUCUUCGACGACAGUAUCCUCCCAUCUCGUUGCAGCAGCUCCAAAUGAUGAUUGACCUCGGCAGGAUCGACGCUAGCCAACCCAUUGACUUGGCCACGCUCUGCAACACAAAACUUUGUUUCGUUGAGCCCCUUCAGCAGCAUUUCGGCCUCCAGUUAACGGACGAAGGUAUCGACAAUUUCAAGGCGAAAAUAAACAUCGAAGUUCAGCAUGCGAAAGAGCACGUUAUUGCGGCCAUAGAGAGGAACGGCGGCGUCAUCACCACUGCUUUCUAUGACGUGGAAAGCGUGAUGGCACUGGUGGAUCCAGAGAAGUUCUUCCUGAAGGGGAUACCAAUACCCAAAAGAAUGCUACCUCCUGAGGACGGCAUUGGGUACUACAGCGACCCCAAGUCCCGGGGCUACCUUGCUGAUCCUGAACAAGUUGCAAGCGAAAGGUUCUUGUUAGCACAGAAGUACGGCUACGUGCUACCUGACCUGUCGAAAGAUCCAGACUUUGCAAUGUUGACUGCUCGCAAAGAUCCUCGGCAGGUUUUUUAUGGGCUAGAACCAGGGUGGGUUGUCAACAUGCGCGAUAAAGUGAUAUUGAAGCCUCGUGACCCCGAGUACCAAGCGUACUACAACGAAUGAGAGGUCGCCUUAGCUUCCUACUCUAGCUAUCCCCUGUUAUACAGUUAGAUUAAGAAUAAAACAUUGAUGAGGCAUCUUGA
Ornithodoros turicata is the source of this 1091-nucleotide messenger RNA. Its product is annotated as large ribosomal subunit protein uL15m-like. NCBI's taxonomy places the organism in Eukaryota, Metazoa, Arthropoda, Arachnida, Ixodida, Argasidae. The record is from RefSeq and is a predicted model, not a curated record. The transcript has a single exon. Gene Ontology annotation, biological process: translation. Gene Ontology annotation, cellular component: mitochondrial large ribosomal subunit. Gene Ontology annotation, molecular function: structural constituent of ribosome. Bases 133 to 1011 code for a protein of 292 amino acids.